UCGAUUUUGUUGUUAGUAUAUGUCUGAGCAAUCCUUCCUUCCACAAAAUAUACAACUGUCAGUAAAUUUCCUCUAAUUUCAGAUUGUGCACUUCAAAAUAAUACUGUAAAGGCUCAUAAUUUUAAUCAGUUAUUGAUUACACCUUGGGGACUUUCCACCAAUUCCACUUGAUGCUGCUUUUAAAAUGACUUUUAUGGAGUCUACUCGGGCGCUGAUCUUUACAUGGAAAUAACAGAAAAUUCCAAGAAAUGGAAGUCGCUGCUAGUAAAAGAAGAAAAGCUGAGUAUCAUCAGGGUUAAUAGCUCCUAUUUGAGAUCCAUGAAUGAUUACAGAGUUACUUUUCUAUAUCGAACUUUCAAGUUUCAUUAAUAAUAUGCUGCCUCUCUGGGACGCAGGUGUGCUCAUGGUACGAAGGCUAUUUAUUCAUCAUACAGAAUAGAAGAGCUAGAGGAACAAUGGCUUCAAAGGUCUCAUGCUUAUAUGUUUUGACAGUAGUUUGUUGGGCAAGCGCUCUUUGGUACUUAAGUAUAACUCGCCCUACUUCUUCCUACACUGGCCACAGACAGCUCAGUAGCAUAUCUAUAGCCAGAAAAAAUGUUUCCUUUGGCAACAUAAGAACUCGACCUAUAAAUCCACAUUCCUUUGACUUUCUUAUCAACGAACCCAACAAAUGUGAGAAGAGUGUCCCUUUCUUGGUCAUUCUUAUCAGCACAACUCACAAAGAGUUUGAUGCAAGGCAAGCCAUUCGAGAAACAUGGGGAGACGAAAACAACUUUAAAGGAAUUAAAAUCGCCACGCUAUUUCUUCUCGGAAAAAAUGCAGAUCCUGUGUUAAAUCAAAUGGUAGAGCAAGAAAGCCAAAUUUUUCAUGACAUUAUUGUGGAGGAUUUUAUCGACUCUUAUCAUAACCUCACUCUGAAAACGUUGAUGGGGAUGAGAUGGGUAGCAACGUUUUGUUCAAAAGCAAAGUACGUUAUGAAGACAGACAGUGAUAUUUUUGUAAACAUGGAUAAUCUUAUUUAUAAGCUGCUCAAACCUAACACCAAGCCAAGGAGAAGGUACUUCACAGGUUACGUUAUAAACGGAGGACCAAUAAGAGAUGUUCGCAGUAAGUGGUACAUGCCAAGAGAUUUGUAUCCCGACAGCAAUUAUCCACCCUUCUGUUCAGGCACCGGCUACAUAUUUUCAGCUGACGUAGCAGAACUGAUUUACAAAACCUCCCUUCAUACCAGACUUCUUCAUCUUGAAGACGUGUACGUUGGACUCUGUCUUCGGAAGCUGGGCAUUCACCCCUUCCAAAACAGUGGCUUCAAUCACUGGAAAAUGGCUUACAGCUUGUGCAGGUACCGCAGGGUGAUCACAGUGCACCAGAUAACACCGGAAGAAAUGCACAGAAUUUGGAAUGACAUGUCCAGCAAGAAACAUCUUAGAUGUUAAGAUUUUUACAGAUGUAAAUACCUUUUUUUUUUUAAUUUUGUUUAGCGUGGUUAUUUUUUGACAAAGCGAUCUGCUGAUUUACAGGUUAAACUGUGGGAUAUUAACUGUGAGAGGACUUUUAAUGACUGAUUUUUCAUUCUCAUUUUGACUACUGGUUUACAGAUUUCAGGCUCUUUUCAUAAGGACAUUACACCAACCGAAAGCAUCGAGUCAAACCUCAGAUUUUUUAUAUUAUCCUCUAUCACACAUAUCAGCUCCCGCAUCUGCGUGUAAAAGGACAGUAAUAAACUAUCAUGAGCUGCUUAACAGUUUAUGCCCCGGCCUCUGAGAUAAGACUCAGGCCCUAAGAAAUGAAGAAUUACAAAUAUACUUUUAUUCCUUUUUUGACACCCUACAACCAUCUUUAUUUAGAGCUUUGUUAAUAAAUUGAGCGGUACACAUUUGCACUGACCUUAUACACCUAUCUUGACAUGUAUAUUUUAUAGUACAAUGUGUGCAAUUCCCAAACAGCUUACUGUUAGUAUAACAGCAGAAUUUAGACAGGUAAGAACAUCAAAGUCUCAUAGGCCUUAGAAACAAACCCACACACUGAAGUAUAUUUUUAUCCACCAAAUGGUAUUCCUUUAAAUUAUUUCAGAAGAUAUGCCAUUUCUUUCCACUGCCUAAAGUAGCCCCUAAAAGAUCUAAUACAAUUUUAAAAUGAAGUAGAAUCUGUAGGUGAAAUAAGACAGGAGAUGUAUGAAAAAAAAUCUUAAAAAUACAUGAUAAAAGUAUGAAUAUCUUUUAAGUUCAAAGCAAGUGCAAUGUUUCUCAUUAGUAUCAGUAGGUCUCUUCAUUAAGCAUCUUGCAUAGCAAUAUAUAAUUAUAUUGAACAAUAAAAGUGUCAAUAAGCAGCGUAUUUCUUCAACAUCAGUCAGUGCGCUAUUUACCUAAAAUAAAGUAACACAAAAGCAGCUUUUUGGGUAAGCUCUACUUUUUGCUACAGCACAUAUAUGAAUGAGAUUCUACCAGAUUUUUAAUAGUGUAGAAAAGUAGAAUUUUGUCAAAUAAAUGAAUGGAAUCAAUUUUCUGUUGAUUGGGCAGAGUACAUAACAGUUAUGUACAACUUUCACUGCAAAAUAGAGGGCUUUUAAGAAUGACCUAUUAAAGAAAAACAAAUUCUACAAAUUCUGUUACAAAUCUGCAGCUCCCAGGUUACUCAUCACAGAGCCAAUACUCACGGAUGUCCCACUCAAGAGAUCCCCAAAACAUGAGACAGAAAUCAAAUACACAAGAUUUCAUUCAAGUUUAAUAAUGUGCUUAUGUGUUUUGAAUAUGAAUGUUAAUGAAGUGUCAUGAAAAUUAUUUCCUGAAAAAUUCUUCGAUAAAUUCAAGCCAUUUCUGUUCAGCACCACCUUCUAACAAAGCUAAAAUAUGACAUUGCUCAGCUAAUAACUUGGAAUGAAGAAUUCAUAGACAAGUUAAAGAUACAAAUCUCACCAAAUAUAUUAUUAGCUGCAGAUUACUCAUACCAUCCACAGCACACACGAAAGCCUCAUUCAUUUCAGCUGGCGUUAUGUGUAACAUAUAAAAAACUGUUAAGUCUGUAUGUUAUUCAGGAUGUCUAUAAAGUUGUCAGAAAUUAACUGAAUAAGAAUUUAAAGGAAAACUCUGACCUGAUUUUGCCAUAGGUGUACACAGCACUUUACAACAGUAACAGAGGAAUGAAGAUGCUACCCCAAAAGGUUUGCAGUUUCAUGACAAAUUGUUAGUCUUAUUCACAGAUGCAGCAUUAUCAUUGUGAAAGGAACUACUUGUAAAUAAGGUAAAGCGUACCUGGCCUUCAAGCCACAAGCAGUAGUAGGCGUCUCAAUCAAAUCUACUUCAGAUCGAAAGGUAAAGCUACGCAACAGAUAGCCCAGGAGUUACUGCUAAUCAACAGGAGCUUGUGCAUCCUUCAUAAAUGAAAAUCAGUAAUUUUAUAUAAAAAUACUGAAUCUCUUACAGCAUAAUUAAGAUUUAUCCUUCCCUAGUUGACCUAGUCCUUAUUAAAGUUGCUCUUGCUUCCUGUCAAACUUGGAACUCUAGCUAAACAAGAUUCAACUAAUUGCAUAGAUGAAUAUAUAACACAUACACACACUGAUUGGGCGAAGUUUAGCUUUCCUUACCCAAGCCCCAGAAUAUGCGGUUUAGGAAGGGAAACGAGGGUGGAAUUCAUCCCCAGCCCUCAGGUAAAUCGGACAGAUGGAUGCCGUCCUACCGGGAACACACUGUAAUAAUUUCAACCUACAGGCUGCAAUCACUUCUGCUAUCCCUCUGCACUGUGCAGUUACUUGGGGUUUCUGAAUCCACAACCGAAUGGAUUUGGUGGCCUUACUUCUCCUGCUGACGCUUCUGUGGCCUUUGGUUAGUAACCAAGAGGACAGCAGGGCUCCCAAUCCAGAUACCUCAGGGCUCGAGUAGCAUGGUAGCCUUGAAUUUCUCCUCGUACAAGUAGACUGCAUUAACGACUGGAAGGUACACCUGGAAAAUAGUAUCUGAAAAAAAUGUAUUUCCUGCCAUUUAUAAAUAGAUAGAUCUUCAACAGAAAUGUAAAUGUUCAUCUUGGAACUGAUGUACAUAUUUCUAAGGCAUUUUCUUCUGUCUUCAGCUGUAUAUAUAUGUAGAGUCUGCUUGCUACGUAGCAUUCUGUUAUGCAUGGAGCUGAGUUAGGCAUUAUAUUUGUCCCGUGUUUCAGGAGCCUUAAGCAUGUGUGCCCUAACUUUUGAAUGUACAAGAUUUUUUUUUUCUUUUAUUGUCAAGUGAAUUUAAAAGAACACAACAAAACCCUAAUUUUCUAUUAAUUUUCUCAUACUAGACUUCACUAGCUUGUUACACUUACAUAACAGGUGUAUUAUUUUCUCUUUGCUCAGAAAUUGCAGUAUUGCAACCUGGAGCUAGAAAGGGAGUGAUACAUCUGCUCAUAGGGACAGCUUACUGUCCCUUCCACCCAGUAGCAUUUGUGCCACGUGGGGUACUUUUAACAAACAAGUGUUCGCAUUGGGCUUCCUUUAAUCAAAAGAAAUAUUUAUGUUACUUAAAGGUCAUUUUGUUUCACUAGGCAUGGGACAAAUGACAACUUGGUUAAGACAUGCUGGCUUCUAGUCACUUCAAAAGUAUGACUAUAAUCACAUUUUUAUUCCAACACAUACAUGAACAAAGCACAUUGAGCAAAGAAGCUAGGGGGGAAAUGCCUCUCUUAAGGAGGAAUUUUUCACAAAAGCUUUUUUUUUUUUUUGCUAAAACUGUGAGAGUAUUU
Molecule: messenger RNA, 4713 nt
Organism: Aptenodytes forsteri (emperor penguin)
Lineage: Eukaryota; Metazoa; Chordata; Aves; Sphenisciformes; Spheniscidae
Gene: B3GALT1
Product: beta-1,3-galactosyltransferase 1
Exons: 3
Coding region: 456-1436 (326 amino acids)
Cellular component (GO): membrane
Molecular function (GO): N-acetyl-beta-D-glucosaminide beta-(1,3)-galactosyltransferase activity
Source: RefSeq, a predicted model, not a curated record